AUGUUUCGUAGGGGCGUCUCGUCUGCCAUACAUUAUCUGGACGAUUUUCUCUUUUGCGGGGCAGCCGGUUCCGGGAAGUGCGCACAAAACCUGGCAUCUGCCCUUACCACGUGUCGGGAUCUGGGUGUGCCCGUAGCAGAGCAUAAGACUCAAGGCCCGAGUACAGUAUUGACGUUCUUGGGCAUUAAAAUUGACACCGUGCACAUGCAGCUUCCUCUGCCAUCAGAGAAGCUGUCGCGCUUGCAUGACGUACUAUUGCGUUGGUCGACUCGUCGGGGAGGGACCAAGAGGGAACUCUUGUCUCUGAUCGGAAGCCUUCACCAUGCGUGUACGGUGAUCAAACCGGGUCGAGCAUUUCUUCGCCGUUUAAUCGAGUUGUUCAAGGCUCCUAAGGCGCUCCAUCAUUUUGUUUGCUUAAACAAGGAAGCGCGUGCAGACAUAUUGUGGUGGGCAGAGUUUGCCAGUCGGUGGAACGGUAUCGGUUUGUUGUCGGCCCUAGGCAAGGUGCGUCCCACGGUGUGCUUGGAGUCAGACGCCUCGGGUGGCUGGGGCUGCGGCGCGGUUUGGCAGCACCGGUGGCUUCAGUUGAAGUGGGGACCGGGUACAGAGCGUUUGGGCAUAGCGGCAAAAGAAACUAUCUCGGUGGUCUUAGCGGCAGUCUGUUGGGGACGCAGCUGGACAAGCAAGCACGUUCUGUUUAGGGUGGACAACAGCACGGUGGUGUCCGCACUGUGUUCAGGAUCCUGUCGGGAUUAG
Corticium candelabrum is the source of this 756-nucleotide messenger RNA. RefSeq lists its product as uncharacterized. Lineage: Eukaryota; Metazoa; Porifera; Homoscleromorpha; Homosclerophorida; Plakinidae. The transcript has a single exon. The record is from RefSeq and is a predicted model, not a curated record. Bases 1 to 756 code for a protein of 251 amino acids.